AGUCGACCUUGGAAAAUCAAGUUGAAUAUUUAAUUCAAAUGGAAUCUACAUUUUCAGAGGAGUUAUUAAGGGUAUACUAUCGACGACUUUUCCCGUGUGAUCUAUUUGCACAGUGGCUUACAUAUAAUUCUCGGAGUAGUGGGCUUUCUAAAAGAGAAUUUAGCUUCACACUAAAUGGUGAUAUCUAUCUUCGAUAUCAGAGUUUUGAUUCGUCAUCGGACCUGAGGAAGGAUCUAGUCAAGUUAUGCCCUAUUAAGAUCGAUAUUGGGGCAGUCUACUCAAAUGCUCCGAGGCUUCAUCGUUCAAUUUUAUCCUCCUCACUCAAGCCUGAAUGGAAAGAAUUAGUUUUCGAUAUUGAUUUGACUGAUUAUGAUGAAGUUCGUUAUUGUUGCGGUGAAGAAAGUACUUCUGGAUCUUCUAUUUGCCUUCGAUGCUGGCAACUUGCUCGUUCUGCAGUCCUCUGUAUCGACCGCGCUUUAAGACAAGACUUUGGUUUCCAGCAUUUAUUGUGGGUGUAUUCAGGUCGUCGUGGAGUUCAUUGCUGGGUAUGUGAUCGUUCCGCUCGGCAUUUAGAUCAAACUUCGCGUACAGCUAUUGCGGAGUAUUUAACUUUGGUUAGAGGGGGUAACGGUAAGAAGCCCACACUUACUGCUGGCAACUUCUCAAAAUCUCAUGAUUCACAUUCACAUGGGAAUAUUGAGCCAAUUUUUCAUCCUUGUGUGGAUGCAGCUUGUGAUAUCUUAAUGCCUCGAUUCACAACUUAUUGCAGUACAGCAAAUGGUCAAAAUUUAUUCGGAAAUAAAAAACGUCUUGAUAAGUUACUGUCAUUUUUACCGGUUGAGUUAAAAGAUCUUCGUGAACGACUUUCAGAUGAGUGGUCUGCCGAUUUUCAAGAAAAUAAAGAAGAAGUAUCUACAAAAAGAUGGAACACAUUGAAAAAGUUUUUGAAAGAAAAUGGUCGCGCAAAUGUUUUGAAGGAAAUAGUCCUAAAUUUCACAUACCCUAGGCUAGAUGUUAAUGUGUCAACAGGUCUUAACCAUUUACUGAAGAGUCCAUUUUGUGUGCAUCCAAAAACUGGUUAUAUAUGUAUACCAUUUAAUCCACAAGAAGUCGAUAAAUUUGAUCCAUUUAGUGUACCAACAUUAAAUGAACUUGUAGAACAGCUUUCUUCUGUAACAAAUAAUGAACAUGAUUGUGGUAAUAAUGAUGAAAAUAUUUCAUCCAAUGAUAGACAUUUAUUAUCAUUUAAGAACACUUCUUUAAGGUCUUCAAUUGAAUAUUUUGAGACUUUCAUAAAACAUGUUUUAAAAGCAGAAAUUUCAUGUAUUAAUGUCAAUCAAGCUGAAGGUAAUUCAGAUUCGUUUAAAUCUAUUCCUGUAUUUUAACACUUCCUUUUGUAAAAGAGAUUUUAAAAAUUUUGUAUAUGAAUUAUGUUAUUAGAUUAUUAUUAUUAUUAUUAUUAUUAUUACUGUUAGUAUUUGAAAGCUUUUUUAUUCGUGCACUAUGUUAAUAUUCCGCAACUUCGACUUCAUUACAGUCAACAACAUUUCUUCUAUCCUCUUCUUUCUUAUUCUGCUAACUAGAGUCAAGAGGAUCAGUUAAGUAAUUGGAGCUUUUUGAUGAUAACUUCAAUGUAUCGAUUGAAAACACACAUUAAUCUUUUAUAUAUCAAGUACGAUAGUUAGAAUUUAUGAACUGAGUUUUUGUCACAUAGUGGAAAUCAUAGUAAAAAUGCAUUAAAAUUCCAUGGGCAUAGUUUAAUGCAAUGGAAAUUCGUCUUAAUCGAUAUUGGUUUCUUUUCCUAUAAGUUGUUUCAUGGACGAAUGCAGUUGCUUACAAAUGAAAUCAUAUUGAAGGAUCAUGUCUUGAUGAGAAAUAUUGGAAAAACGAAGAUAAAGCACAAAAUUUAUAAGACAACAUUCCACUGUAGUUAUCUUAGUAAUACAGUUUUUACGUCUAAUCAUGUUGGACAUCACACAUGUUUACUUAAUCCUUUAACUGAAGCACAUUAUGAAGUAGAAUUUCUUGUUCAAUAAAGUUUCGCUUUCUAGAUCUCGGGGCUACGAAUAAUAAGCUAAAAAGAUGUAUCACAAAGGUACUUAGAACUGUUUUGGUCUAAUCUAUAACACCUGUCCAAGGUGCUCCAGGCGAGCGAUUUUACCAACCCAUGUUCGUAGAUCCUAUUCAAAGGAGAGGCUUGAACAAUUUUUAGCGGAAAAAUGGAUUUCCACAGCAGUUUUUUUUACUGAGCACACAGAAACAGUGUUUUUAUUCUGCUUCAAAGUUAAUGAGAUCGCAAUAUGUACUGAAUUUAUAUUGUUAUGCUUCAGUUAUCGUUCUGAAUUUAUUCAAAUUCGUUGAGGGAAUCUAUUCUAUGAUUGGUUCAUGUUUACAUAUGAAUGGUGUAGAUGAUAAUUAUAUGUAAUUAUUCUACCAUUUUCUACUUGUUUCAACACUUGCGAACAAGGUAUUUCUUCAGUUUGUCAGUGGAUGACUUAAGUGGUUCUCAAAUUACUCACUGCUGUAUACUAAAAGCUAACUGAAUACGGUGAAUUCUCAAGUCAAUUGUAGAGUAUUUUAUUUGCCAUUAGUUGUUAUCGAAAAUUUCCUAGUUUCGUAAUAGUUUUUGUCUCAAACUGAAUAAAUCUCCAGGAGCUACGUAACCAAAUGGUUUCAAAAUAUGUCUGCUGAGGGGUUACUGGGAAUUUUUAAUUUUUCAAUGGGUACAUCCUACAGAGCAUGACAUGAAAAUAUUUAGUUUGGAGUUUGGGUCGCUGUUGCGGUGACGGUCAAAUUUCUGAAACUGAAAAAGUAAAGAUCCUAUAAAAGUUUGUUGUUCUCACCAUAGAUUCAUUCUGUUUGUACCAUAUCAUUAUUCUUCUCAUGUCUUCCAAAUCAAUAAAUUCAAAUGUAUUUCUAUUUGUUUUCUCAAAAUAAAAUAAAAAAUGCCCAUGUUUUCUGCUCUGUAAUUUGUC
Molecule: messenger RNA, 2975 nt
Organism: Schistosoma spindalis
Lineage: Eukaryota; Metazoa; Platyhelminthes; Trematoda; Strigeidida; Schistosomatidae
Source: the annotation of a GenBank genome assembly